AUGAAAAAUCUCUCAAAAUUUCUAUUUGUUUUUGGCCUUCUUUGCAUGAUUAGCAGCGAUGUACAAGGGGACAGAUCCUUUAUCACGGUGAAGAACGAACUCAAUCCCAAAGACAAGGCCGGACCACGACUGAUCAUGGCGUAUUGUAAAUCGAAAAACAACAUGAUUGGUCCAAGAUACCUGAAAUUCGAAGAAAUUAUGAUAUUCGGAUUCAAGACUAACGUUUGGGGCACGACGGAGUUCUGGUGCGUAGUUAAAGAAGGGCCUCAUUAUAACAAACGUUAUGGGAGCUUUACUGCGUAUAAAGCCAAAGGAUUGUUCGUAAAAGAUGAUGGGACCAAGUGGAAUUGGUCAGCUAAAGACGAUGGCUUCUAUUUUCAUAAAGGGAAUAUGCCUUCUCUUAAGUUGGCUAACUGGACCAUGAAUUAA
This is a messenger RNA of Eutrema salsugineum, 429 nucleotides long. Its product is annotated as S-protein homolog 21. The transcript has a single exon. Bases 1 to 429 code for a protein of 142 amino acids. Lineage: Eukaryota; Viridiplantae; Streptophyta; Magnoliopsida; Brassicales; Brassicaceae. The record is from RefSeq and is a predicted model, not a curated record.